This is a messenger RNA of Naegleria lovaniensis, 1365 nucleotides long. RefSeq lists its product as uncharacterized. The coding region runs from base 1 to 1365 and encodes 454 amino acids. The record is from RefSeq and is a predicted model, not a curated record. Lineage: Eukaryota; Heterolobosea; Eutetramitea; Acrasida; Naegleriidae. The transcript has a single exon.
AUGUUCACUCCUCCCACACACCUAGUUGUCCAUGCCAACCACAACCCUCAAGCCACUGCAGCAAGCCUUAAACGAUCCAAACGAGUCAAGUAUUACAAUGAUCGAGAAAUUUAUGAUGAUAUCAUCAAUGCAGAGCGUGAUGAGUUCGUGGAUGAUGUUCCCAUCAUUACCGACGAUUCUGAUGAAGACCACGUGGAAUAUGAGAACUUUAUUGCAUGUGGUAGUGGCCAUCAACGAGUGGUUGAUAAGAUUGAUUCGGAUCUGUCCUCGUCUGAUGAGAGAUCAUCCAUUGCUGCUUCUCCUCAACAACAACAGCAAGCCUCUCGACUCCUUUUCAAUCCCUUCAUGUAUUACAAGAAUUUGGUGGAUCAAGAUUUGCAAAAUUCCAAAUAUUACGGUGAGCAACUUCAUAAAAAGCAAUUAAGGCAAUUACAACCAGGAGGUAGUGGAGCCACUCCUGAGGAUCCAACCAAUUACAAUGACAUUGCUAAAAAGUAUGCCAACAAUUUGGCCAAUCACGCCAAAUAUCUGUACAAGUAUCGAUCCUUUGCUCCAGCUGCGUACCGUAAAUACAUUGUCAAUGUCUAUGAGUAUUCGAAGCGUGUGGUUGAAGUAGCCAAAGUUCAAAACUGGAAUGGUUUUCUCUAUUACUUGAAUGUCGUGGUUGAAUAUUAUCGAAAGAUUGAAGUUUUGGAACAAGUUGGUUAUGGAGUACGUGGUGAAUAUGUUCAGACCACUCCUGUGGCCACCUACAAUGCAGCCGUUGGUUCUCCUCAAUACUAUGGUACAGGUCUUCCUCCAGCAGCAACAGCAGCAGGUGCUGCAGUGGCUUCUACAGCUGCUGUUGGUGCUGCUCAGCCUUACCCUGCUUAUGGCUAUCCAGCCGCUAAUGCUGCUGCUUACUAUCCCUAUGCUGCUAGAGCUCCUUAUGGAGCCUAUGGUGGAUAUCCCGCUGCUUACUACGGCUAUGGAUAUCCUAAUAGUUACUAUUAUCCUCAACAACAGUAUUAUCCUGUGGCUACCGGAAUGAAUUAUGCACCUGCUGCAACUGUGGCUGCUGCGGCUACCAAGAGCGAUCCAAGCAAAGCUGAAUCUUCUGCUUCGCCAACUUCUUCCAGUACUAGCAACAAUGCCAAUUCAGGGUCUGCUUCCACUGGCAGUUCUAGCAAUACUAGUAGUUCUGCUGCAAACACCAAUCAAGACACAUCCUCCACUGCAGCAACGAGUAAUGAAACCAAAAGUAUUUCAACAGCCUCAAUCACUAAAAAGCUCAAAACAGCAUCUGAAGAUCUGAGUUCACAUGUUGGAACCUUUGGAGACGAUGCCGUUCCUUCAGAGCCAUUCACGUUUGAAUUACUCAUUUGA